CGGCGGAGCUCAUGGCCCGAGGCGCCCCGGGGCACAGGCGGGGCGGGGCGGUGCCGUCGCUCUCCCGCCCCCGCGGGCGGAGCCGGGCACGGCCGACAAGAUGGCGGCGGCGCUGAGGGCGCGCUCGGUGCGGGGGCUGGCUGCGGCGGCUCUGCCGGGCCUCGCUUUCACUCGUUCCGCGUUUGUUGCGAGAAAACCUAACUAUGCCCAACCAAACUGGCUGGGAGUCGGCUUGGCGUUUGGCACCUCUGCUGCCUUGUGGGCUUUUCUUAUCAAGCAGCAUAAUGAAGAUGUAAUGGAAUAUGAAAGAAGACAAAAAGAGGGUCACCAUAAGUGUACAGGAUGCUCAUAGUUGAUGAUAUGCUCAGAGGUAACAGGAUCACCGGUUGUCUUACAAAUAAGUGAGCACAGCGGGAGUACAGAGUUAUGUAAUUACUUGUAUGUUCAUACAUUUCAUGUGCAUAAAUAUGAAAUAAAUUAUAAAGCCUAGAAGAAA
Myiozetetes cayanensis is the source of this 496-nucleotide messenger RNA. RefSeq names its product NADH:ubiquinone oxidoreductase subunit C1 (gene NDUFC1). The coding region runs from base 101 to 352 and encodes 83 amino acids. Gene Ontology annotation, cellular component: mitochondrion. The transcript is spliced from 4 exons. The record is from RefSeq and is a predicted model, not a curated record. Lineage: Eukaryota; Metazoa; Chordata; Aves; Passeriformes; Tyrannidae.